This is a messenger RNA of Serpula lacrymans var. lacrymans S7.9, 629 nucleotides long. RefSeq lists its product as uncharacterized. Lineage: Eukaryota; Fungi; Basidiomycota; Agaricomycetes; Boletales; Serpulaceae. The transcript has a single exon. The coding region runs from base 27 to 629 and encodes 200 amino acids. The record is from RefSeq and is a predicted model, not a curated record.
UCCGCAAUUCACAACGUUGCGGACGGAUGUCUACAAAUUCCAAAACACCUGUUCGCGAGGAUGCAAUCUUGCCUAUGAAAAACGAUGCCAUGCAACUAAUUCUCCAAGGUGUCAAGAACUACGAAUUUCGCAGCUACCUCAUCGCACACACAGUCCACCGCGUCUGGUUCUACCUCAACGCACCGCUCUCGCACCUAGCGUACAUAUGCGAGAUUGACCCUGCGCGGACGCGCAAGGGUGGAGAUCCACCGCUGCCAGAAGACGGGGUAGGAAAUAAAGAGUUCAAUGAGGGAAGUGCAGACUGGGCACGCAUUGGAUACGCGUAUCGCAUACGCAGUUUGUAUAAGCUACGCCAUCCUAUACACCUGCGAGAUCUCAAGGCACGAUACGGGCUCAAAGGAGCACCACGGAGUCUAGUAUAUGCGCCUCCCAAGAUUUUGGCCGACGUUGCUUGGAAUGACCAAGAGCGUAUUAUUCCUGGAUCAGCUGGGACAUCCCUGGACUCGUAUUGGCAUCCUAAAGCUGGUGUUCCAAAGCCAAUCAAAUCGAACUCUUCAGAUUUAAAGCGAAAACGACGUUAUUCAACUGAAAGUAUAGAUUUGAAGCAGAGGAAUAAGCAGGUGGGUUAG